Messenger RNA from Carassius auratus (goldfish), 2326 nucleotides. It is a transcript of the gene traf2b, whose product is annotated as Tnf receptor-associated factor 2b. The record is from RefSeq and is a predicted model, not a curated record. Gene Ontology annotation, molecular function: tumor necrosis factor receptor binding; ubiquitin-protein transferase activity; zinc ion binding. Bases 141 to 1751 code for a protein of 536 amino acids. NCBI's taxonomy places the organism in Eukaryota, Metazoa, Chordata, Actinopteri, Cypriniformes, Cyprinidae. The transcript has 11 exons. Gene Ontology annotation, biological process: tumor necrosis factor-mediated signaling pathway; protein autoubiquitination; regulation of JNK cascade. Gene Ontology annotation, cellular component: plasma membrane signaling receptor complex; cytoplasmic side of plasma membrane.
UUUGAUAAUUAAUAACGUUAAAUGUUUUAGUGGCUGUAACUCGGCAACAUAUUUCAAGAUCAAAGUGUAACUGCAGCCUACAAGGCCAACACUAGAUAUGACUUUGGACAAAGACGAAAUUUUCUGACUUAAAUUGAAUCAUGUUGUUGAUGAUCAGCACAGUGGGCCCUGUUGGUAAAUGGAAGGCAAUGGCACGUCCAUCUUUACCAUCCUCAUUGGACUCCACAUUACCUGGAAUAUCUCGAGAAGUGCUGUCUGUGUCCAUGGAACCAAAAUAUCAAUGUCAGCAGUGCAAAGAUAUUCUUAGAAAACCUUUCCAAGCACAGUGUGGACAUCGCUUCUGUGUGUUCUGUUUCAAACAACUCACCAGCUCAGGGCCCAUACCCUGCGAAGCCUGUCGUGCUGAGGGUAUAUUUGAAGAGACCGUGUCAGUGCUCAAUAUUGAAGUGGCAUUUCCUGAUAAUGCCGCACGAAGAGAAAUUGAUAGCUUGCCUGCAAAAUGUCCAAAUGAAGGAUGUAGUUGGUCUGGAACACUGAAAGAGUAUGAGGCUCAACAUGAAGGUCGUUGUGACUUUGAACGUAUAAAAUGUGAAGCAUGUCAAGCACUCAUCUUGUCAAGUGAGAAAGAUCGCCACAAUGAGCGGGAAUGUGAGGCCAGAACCCUGAACUGCAAAUACUGCAAGGUCACAUUCAACUUUAAAGAAAUUAAGGCUCAUGAUGAAAUAUGUCAGAAAUUUCCCAUGCAGUGCAAAGACUGUGGUAAAAAGAAAAUCCCCAGAGAAAAGUUUCAAGAGCACAUCAAGUCUUGUGCAAAGUCUAAAUCGGCGUGCCAGUUCAGAGAAAUUGGCUGCAGGGCAGUGGUUGACAAUAGUAAGCAGCAGGAUCAUGAGCAGACCAGUGUGAUGGAACACAUGCGUCUCUUGCUGUCUGUGCUGUCCUCUCUGCGUCUGCCGGCCGGAGAUUGGCAGGACGAUUCUGGACUAGGAUUGUAUCGCGGACCUGAAGACGCACCUCCGGUGGGGGCUCAUGCUGUUAACCAUAAUGCAGGAAGAGGAGGCAGUCCGGGUGUACAGCAGAAAGUCUCAGCAUUGGAGAACAUAGUGUGUGUGUUGAACAGGGAGGUGGAGCGAUCGGCCCUCACCCUGGAGGCACUAUCCCGUCAACAUCGGCUAGACCAGGAAAAGAUAGAGAACUUGGCAAACAAGGUGCGACAGCUGGAACGGAUUUUAACCACGCGAGAUCUACAGUUAGCCGAAUCAGAGCAGUCCUUGCGGGAGCUGCAGUUUUGUACAUAUGAUGGAGUUUUCAUUUGGAAAAUAGCAGACUUCUCUCGUCGCAGACAAGAUGCAGUCGGGGGCCGGGCACCUGCCAUGUUCUCACCUGCGUUCUACUCCAGUAAAUAUGGGUAUAAGAUGUGUCUGAGACUAUACCUGAAUGGUGAUGGCACAGGACGGGGCACGCAUCUUUCUCUAUUCUUUGUGGUCAUGAGGGGCAAAUAUGAUGCACUGCUGAAGUGGCCCUUUAGCCAGAAGGUGACAUUGAUGUUGUUGGACCAGAACAACAGAGAGCACAUCAUUGACGCCUUCAGGCCUGACGUGAGCUCCACAUCCUUCCAGAGGCCCAUCAGUGAAAUGAACAUAGCCAGCGGUUGCCCUCUCUUCUGCCCUCUCUCUAAGCUGGCAGGCAAAAGCUCAUAUCUUCGAGAUGACACCAUAUUUAUUAAAGCCAUUGUCGACCUCACUGGCUUAUAAAGCAUUGGAAUUAUCCAUGAUAAUAAUUGAUGAUAUUAUUGUUAUUAUUGUUAUAUAUUAGCUGCGGAAGCCAAUUUAAAUAUUAUACAAUAUAAAUGAUAAUAACAUUAUAUUUAGAUGAACACACACAUCGUGAACACAUACCCGGAGCAGUGGUUGCACUAUUUUGAUUAAACUCUUAAAUUAUAUGAUAUAAUAAUAUUUAAAACACAAUAUAUAUUUAUUAUAGUAUGCAUUAUAUUAUAUCUAUUAACGAUACCUACUUUUAGUAAUGUAUGUAAUGCAUAAAUUAGUGUUCCUGUGGCUCAGUGAUAGAGUAUUGUUAGCAGCGCAAAAGGUUGUGGGUUUGAUUCCCAGGGAAAAUGAUGGGUAAAAAAUUUUUAGCCUCAAUGCACAGUGAGUCGCUUUGCAUGAAAGCCUCUGCUAAAUGCUUAAAUUUAAAUCUGAAUAAUUAUUACAUAUGACAUGUUCUGUGACCCGAAGCUUUAGCUAUUUUAUGCAUAUACUGUUCUUUUAGCGGGAUUUUUCAUGCUAUUAAAUAUGUGAGAUCUUAGGAUUCGAAAAAAAAAAAAAAA